AAACUUCACUCUCCAUACGGAAUAUUUACAGAUUUAUAAAAAAGGUUCAGAUUUUGGAAUUCAUCAUUUUGGAGCAAAAAGAGACGGAUUUCAGAUAAGGUUACAGUGAGGAACAAAAAUCCCGGAAAACCGUUCAACACGAUCAAAGUUUCAACUCGGUCGAUCAACACCGCUUCUCGAUCGACGAAAAUGGCGACUCUGCCAGCAAAAAUGGCGCGAACUCCCGUCACCAAGGCCAAAUUCUUUACCUCUACAAUAAACAAGAAAAAAGAUGAAACGAAAGAGAAAAAGAAGAAUCCUGAUCUUGAGGAGAAGUUGUCGGUGGCCGAUUUGUCCGGUAUAAGUGUGAUCAAAACCUCUCCACCACCAAAAAGAAAAGUUUUUUUCGGCGAUAGACACGCAGAAGCGUUGAAAAUAAAGGAUGAAAAAGUAUUAAGAAGUGCUGUGUCAGACCUAGAAAAGAAAGUUUGUAGAUUGGAAACCUUAAACUCCGCGGCAAAUAUCAAAAUUAAUACUUUAAACACACAGCUUCAGGAGAAGGAUCGGUACAUCAGAGAUCUGGAACUCCGACUUCCACGAGUUCUUCAAGAUAUAUCAAAGGGUAUAGGGGGUAGAGAUGGGUCAGGUAGGACUAGAAGAGAGGUUCAAGAAUCCAUGAGAAGAAAUCAUAAACUUAACGCGAAGAUGAAGGAGUUGGAGUGUGAGCUAGGGUGGAAGGAGAAGGAGAAGGAGGGUUUAAGAGCAGCAUGUGAUCUUCUCAGAGCAAAGUGUAAGGAGAGGGAUCAACAUUUCAGAGAGAGAGUGGCCAUCUUUAAUGAAGAAAGGAAUCAGCUGACGGAUCAGCUGAUGAGCAUGGAGCACAUCAAAGAAGAAAAUUUGCUAUUAGAAUCUCAGUGCAAGAGCUUGAGCAAAAUCAACAGAUAUCUACAAGAAAAGUUGAAUGCAGGUCAGCAGGAAAUGAAUGAAAAACUUAGUCAAGUUCGGUCUGAAAACACUUUUCUUUAUUCCGAAAUCAGUUCCCAGUAUGACGAGCUUCUACAAACGGAAGAGGAAAUUAAGGAAUUAGAAAGGAUAAUUGUUGACAUUUUCAGGAAGUAUCAAGAAUUGAGACCAGAUAAUACUAAACACAUCCCGCAUGCUGAAAUUUACCCUGAGCAUGCUAAACUUUACUCAGAGCAUGAUGAUCUUUACCCUGAGCAUGCUGAACUUAACCCUGAGCAGGCUGAACUUUACCCUGAGCAUGCUGAACUUCACUAUGAGCAUACUGAACCUUUCCCUGAGCAUGGUGAACUUCACCAUAUAAAGCUGGGUAUAAAUUUAAACGAAAAAGAAAGGAAUCUGAACAACACCUGGCCGAUGGUUGGAGACCAGGUCCAUGAUAUGUAUGAACACGAGGACCUGGAGAUGUUUUAUCUCAACCAUUAUUCUCUACAUCUACCCAGAGAGAAUAUACUGUUUGAGACGGAUGAAGACUGGGAUGAGAGUUUUGAGAGAAGCGAAGACGAUUCAGGUCGAGAAGAUGAAGGAUUUGAGGAUAGUCUUGAUAAAUCAAUGUUUUGUUCCAGAGUAGAAAAUCUAGAUCUUAAACUAGAACUGUUAUUGAACCGCCUGAACUCGACGACUUCCAUUGUCCAAGAAAAACAGUAAAACACGGAAUCAUCUUGUGUUCCUUAAAUAUGAAAAUAUGAAUUUAAAAAUUAUCAAAUAUCUUCCUGUUUGUAAGACAUUAUACAUAAUAUUUGACCACUGCACAAAAUGUAAUUUCUGAAAUAACUGUAUGAAACUUAUGACACAAUUAUGAAAAAUUAUGAAAAUAAACUGGACAAUUUAUUAA
This is a messenger RNA of Eurytemora carolleeae, 1834 nucleotides long. RefSeq lists its product as uncharacterized. The record is from RefSeq and is a predicted model, not a curated record. Lineage: Eukaryota; Metazoa; Arthropoda; Copepoda; Calanoida; Temoridae.